GGCCUUCUGGGACUGUGCGCGACCGGCCAUAGGUGUGCCCAAAAUGGCAGCCCUGGAAGAAGAGUUCACGUUGUCUGCAGUAACCCUGGGCGCGAGGCCUGACGGACUCCUAGGUGUGGAAGAGAGCGACAAAACAGACCAUUUUCUAGUGACGGACAGAAGCAGGACUGUCAUCCUUUAUAAGGUUUCUGAUCAGAAACCCUUGGGGAGCUGGUCAGUGAAACAAGGUCAAAUCAUAACAUGUCCAGCUGUGUGCAACUUUCAAACUGGAGAGCAUAUUGUUGUACAUGAUAAUAAGGUUUUGAGAAUAUGGAACCAUGAAGAUGUAAACUUGGAUAAAGUAUUUAAAGCUACGUUGUCCGCUGAGGUACAUAGGGUGCACUCAAUCCAAGGAACAGAGCCUGUGGUACUGUUCAAGAGCGGCGCUGCUCGCGGGCUAGAGGCCUUGCUCGCAGAGCCCCAGCAGAAAAUUGAAACGGUUCUCUCCGAUGGAGAAGUGAUUAAGUGGACAAAGUUUUUUGUGGUAUAUAGGCAUCCUGUCUUAGUUUUUAUUACUGAAAAAGAUGGAAAUCAUUUUGCUUAUGUGCAAAUGUUCAACUCACGAAACUUAAGCAAAUACACUCUCUUGCUUGGACAAGAAGACAACUCUGUUACACUGAGUUUUACUGCUUAUGUGGAUCGGAAAUUUAUCUUUUUAAUGUCAUUAAGCUCUGAUGGAUGUAUAUAUGAAACCUUAAUACCAAUAUAUCCGAGUGACACAGAAAAAAAUCAGAGAUUAGUUAGAUCACUGUUGCUCAAGGCGGUUGUGUCUGGUAUUCCUCCAAAUGGUGUCACACUCACCAUCCUGGAUCAAGAUCAUGUAGCAGUCCUAGGACCUCCGCGGCCGUCAUCUAAGGAAUGCCUCUCCAUAUGGAACAUAAAAUUUCAAACAUUACAGACUUCAAAAGAGUUACCACAAGGAACCAGUGGUCAACUAUGGUAUUAUGGGGAACAUCUGUUUAUGCUACAUGGAAAAUGUCUAACCGUGGUUCCAUGCAAGUGUGGAGUGUCGUCAUUAGCUGGUGCUCUUGGAAAACUCAAGCAUACUCAGGAUCCAGGCACUCAAACCAUGCCCCACCAUGUAAACUGGGAAAUAUCUCCAGGAUGUGGACCUGGAUCCCAGAAUUCAGUGCAGUUAAGAAGAACUUUAAGAAGAAAAAAAAAUGAAGUAAGUUUACAGCCAGAAGUUGCAGUAUCAGAAGCUGCAGUAUCUGAACAACUUUUAUCAACUAUCAAGAAUGGUUCGGAAAAACACAUUGAGGUGGAACUACGUAAAUUUUUGGCUAAGUGGACACCUGACUCUCAUACUGCAGUUGGGGACAUAAUAACAGGACUCCUGGAAAGAAGCAAAGCAGAGCCAUCGUUUUACCCCCGGAACUGUCUAAUUCAGCUUGUCCAAACUCACGUGCUGUCCUACAGCUUGUGUCCUGGCUUAAUGGACACUGCCUUAGAAAAAACAGAUGUCCAGAUGCUACAGCUCUGUCUGCAGCAGUUCCCUGACAUUCCUGAGUCUGUCACCUGUGCUUGCUUAAAACUCUUCUUGAGCAUUGGUGAUGACAGUCUUCAAGGAAUUAAUAUCAAUAUGGAGUCAGUUUUUGAUUAUAGUAAUACUGAACAAGAGGAGAAAAUGGAAGAACAACCUGAAAUUCUUCGAAAUGGCUUCAAUCCUGAAGACAGUAACUGCAGCAACUGUAAUCAGGAGUUAAAUGAAAAGCCUCGGGAUUCAACAGAAGAGACUGCUUCGUGUCCUGUGAUCCCCAAGAGGGCAGCUCUCCUAAAUGCCGUUCUUCAUGCAGCGUACAGUGAGACGUUUCUCCUGCCUCACCUGAAGGAUAUCCCUGCCCAGGACAUCACACUAUUUCUGCAGUAUCUGUACUUCCUUUAUCUGAAGUGCAGUGAGAAUGCCACUAUGACCCUUCCUGGAAAGCACCCUCCAACUCUGAGCCAGAUUAUGGAUUGGAUAUGUCUACUUCUGGAUGCUAAUUUUACUGUUGUCUUAAUGAUACCAGAAGCAAAAAGACUACUGAUAAACCUUUACAAGUUUGUAAAAUCCCAGAUAAGUGUUUAUUCUGAGCUCAACAAAAUUGAAGUAAGUUUUCGGGAGCUACAGAAAUUAAAUCAAGAAAAGAAUAGUAGAGGCUUGUAUUCAAUUGAAGUGCUGGAACUCUUCUGACAUUGCCGCGUUUCCUUCAGAGACAUUUUGUGAAGCUUUUAUGUGAAAUCUUCGACCUCGGCCAGGCAGAGAUGGUUUUGUUUGUGACCAUCUGCUGGUGUCCAGAGGAGAGCGUCAGCGAGUACCUGGAUCAUCGUGCACGGAUGUUUCUCAGGGACUGCAGGCUUGCUGACACCCGUGCAGGAGGGGACAUUGUUACUGAGAGGUUAUCAACUUUUUUAAAUAUGUGACUGAGCUGAUUUUAAGUAAGCUUACUUGUGUAUUGAUAAAAGUCUAAUUUCUUACCAUC
Molecule: messenger RNA, 2501 nt
Organism: Cavia porcellus (domestic guinea pig)
Lineage: Eukaryota; Metazoa; Chordata; Mammalia; Rodentia; Caviidae
Gene: Nol11
Product: nucleolar protein 11
Exons: 18
Coding region: 44-2212 (722 amino acids)
Biological process (GO): maturation of SSU-rRNA
Cellular component (GO): nucleolus; nucleus
Molecular function (GO): RNA binding; protein binding
Source: RefSeq, a predicted model, not a curated record